GGGCCUAACCCUUUCAAUACCUAAACUCUGCAUAUAAGAGAGUUUAAUUAGAAUACAAUUGAAGGUGUUCAACUCAAGUCUUGGGAAAAAGCGAUGUCUUCUCAAGAUAAUGAAAAGAUUCCUCUGACCCUAAGCGACCACCAUUCGGGCACAUACGAGUCUCUGGUCUCCCGUGAUAACUCCAUCAUCUAUUGCUGCCACGGGAACGCUGCCGAGGAGUGUUGCAACAACGGCGACUCGCAGUCCGCUACCUCACCUAAAGGCAGGACGGAAAGCAUUUUUUCGGACUCCCACUGCCAUGACGAGAAGGAAAUUGGCAUCGAUCGGGUGGCUCGCCGUCGUCUCGUCAUGGCCAGCAUUCUUUGUCUGCUCUUCAUGAUUGGAGAAGCUGUCGGAGGUAUCAUGGCAAACAGUUUGGCUAUCGCUACAGACGCUGCUCAUCUGUUGACAGAUUUUGCCAGUUUUAUGAUUAGUUUGAUGGCCAUUUGGGUCGCCUCGAGACCUGCGACUAAACGCAUGAGCUUUGGCUGGUACCGUGCAGAGGUUAUCGGAGCGUUGACGUCUGUCCUGCUGAUCUGGGUGGUGACUGGUGUACUGGUGUACAUGGCUGCUCAGAGAAUUAUAAAUCAAGACUAUGAAAUAGAAGCACGCAUUAUGCUCAUCACUGCUGCUGUUGGAGUCGGAGUGAAUGUCAUAAUGGGCGUAGCUUUGCAAGCAGGAGGCGUGUCUCAUGGCCACAGUCAUUCGGGCGAUGUGCCGAAGCAUGGUCACAAGCACAGUGAAGGCGCAGGCAAGGACAAUAUCAACGUCCGUGCUGCAUUCAUUCAUGUCAUUGGAGAUUUCAUUCAGAGCUUAGGAGUUUUAGUAGCAGCUUUUGUCAUUUAUUACAAAGAAGAAUAUGCUAUUGUGGAUCCAAUAUGCACGUUCUUUUUCUCCGUUUUGGUGCUUAUUACGACAUUUGAUUUGAGAGAAACGUUGAACGUUCUCAUGGAAGGAAUGCCAAAAGGCAUGAACUUUCAAGAAGUAAUGAAGUUAAUUUAUACAAUACCCGGAGUUGUGAAAGUUCAUAAUUUGAGAAUAUGGUCCCUGAGCAUGGAUAAAACUGCUCUCUCAGCUCACAUUGUUAUAGCGAAAGGAGAGAACCCAAUUACCAUCCUGAAAAAGACUUCAAGAAUCAUACGCAAAGAUUUGGGUGUGUUUGAUUUAACACUUCAAGUUGAAGAAUAUCGGGAAGAUAUGCAAGGUUGCAAUAAAUGUCAAGAACCCCAGGACUAAAUGGUGUUUGUCACUAGUUGUUAUGCACGUCCGUUUUUACCAUUGUUUUUCGAGUUGAUAAAUGUUUUUUGCAUUAUUAGUCCAUUUGUUGUGUUGAAUAAAAUGUUUUC
This is a messenger RNA of Uloborus diversus, 1385 nucleotides long. RefSeq names its product proton-coupled zinc antiporter SLC30A2-like. Gene Ontology annotation, molecular function: zinc ion transmembrane transporter activity. Gene Ontology annotation, biological process: zinc ion transmembrane transport; response to zinc ion. Gene Ontology annotation, cellular component: plasma membrane. The record is from RefSeq and is a predicted model, not a curated record. NCBI's taxonomy places the organism in Eukaryota, Metazoa, Arthropoda, Arachnida, Araneae, Uloboridae.